AUGGCCGGUUCUCAGAGCGGAGAUUCGGUUUCUGGGGAUCCUCGCUCCUUACGUGACGGAACGCUGCCCUCUCACCAGGAAGAAGCAGAGGAAGAGGAGGAAGAGGAAGAAGACGAGGAAGAAGAAGAAGAAGAAGAACGGACGGUUCCUGAGGAGGAGAAUAUUGAAACAUCUUCUCCAGUUCCUCGUUGGCUUCUGCGUUUUCAAAGCCAGGUUCCGUUUUUCCAAUAUUCCGGUCUUCCAACAACCAAACUAGCAGAGUGGUGCAUUGAUAUGAGAGGAAAUCCCCUUCUUUCAUCAUUCACUACCGAUGCAGACCGAGCGGUAAUUAGGAAGCUGCCUGAGCAACCUCGGUACGUGGAUUGGAGGGUGGUGGAUGGUAUUCCACAGUUCAAAAACUGCAACCGCGCUCAACAGCGCCGAGCAGCAAUGGCGCAGCGUUUCGGACAGCUUGCACCUCUGGGUGAGGAGUGUAGCUACUGUUCCUCUGGAAAAGGUUCCUUUGAGAGCUGCCGUGUGGCGAUAGAUGACAGCAACACUCUGAUGUUCCAGGGUAGUUGUCUGUGUUGUGCCUUUCUGGAUGGAGGAGCCAAAUGCAGCUUCCGUACCAUGCGUCCUCUCUGGAUAAGGGCGUACGAGAAUUCUGAAUCCCUUGCAGCUAUAGGCUCUGCUCCUUCAACGGUUCAGCGACGAGGUCGUACCAAAGCUUUGGCCAAGACCGCUCCACCUCGUUCUGGCACAGUGAUCCGGCAUUUGGAACAGCCUACUGCCCCUGUUACUCAAGGCCACAAUGGUCAAUCCCGUUCUGGUGUUUUCCGAGGAUAUGGAGCUAGUUCCACUCCGGGAGGCCAUUCCCAUGGCUUAACUAGGGGUUCUCGUCGUGUUCGAGUCCGUUCCAAUAUUCAGGAGCAUCCGCGCACUUCAGUUCGCCAACGAGCGACAUGGGCUGCAUACCGAAUUGGACGUCGGAUCCAACUUCUAACCCAGAAGCCACCUACUCAGAGGUAG
Messenger RNA from Penicillium argentinense, 1008 nucleotides. RefSeq names its product DUF3716 domain-containing protein. Bases 1 to 1008 code for a protein of 335 amino acids. Lineage: Eukaryota; Fungi; Ascomycota; Eurotiomycetes; Eurotiales; Aspergillaceae. The transcript has a single exon. The record is from RefSeq and is a predicted model, not a curated record.